Messenger RNA from Chelonia mydas (Green sea turtle), 936 nucleotides. RefSeq names its product olfactory receptor 51G2-like. NCBI's taxonomy places the organism in Eukaryota, Metazoa, Chordata, Testudines, Cheloniidae. Bases 1 to 936 code for a protein of 311 amino acids. Gene Ontology annotation, biological process: G protein-coupled receptor signaling pathway. Gene Ontology annotation, cellular component: membrane. Gene Ontology annotation, molecular function: olfactory receptor activity; G protein-coupled receptor activity. The record is from RefSeq and is a predicted model, not a curated record. The transcript has a single exon.
AUGUCAGCUGUCAAUGAAACCAAAUUCAACCCUGCCGUUUUCUUUCUCACCGGGAUACCUGGGAAGGAAGACGUCCAUCUCUGGAUCUCUAUCCCCUUCUGCUUUGUGUAUGUUACUUCAAUAAUAGGAAAUUCACUCAUUCUGUUUGUUAUAAAAACAGAUCCAAGCCUCCAUGAGCCCAUGUACAUUUUCCUUUCCAUGUUGGCCUUCACAGACCUUGGUUUAUCGAUAACCACCAUACCGACGACACUGGGUAUAUACUUGUUUAACUCUAGGGAAAUCAGCCUCAAUGCUUGUUUUACCCAGAUGUUCUUUAUCCACUUUCUCGCAACAAUUGAAUCCGCCAUGCUUUUGAUGAUGGCCUUUGAUCGCUUCGUUGCAAUCUGUAACCCACUGAGAUAUGCUUCCAUCUUAACCCUGCCGAGAAUAGCCAAGAUGGGGUUGGUGGUUGUGCUAAGAGGUGUGGCCAUAGAAUUACCAUUCCCCUUACUCCUGAAACAGUUCCAAUACUGUCGAGAAAACGUCCUCUCCCAUUCUUACUGCCUGUACCAGGACAUCAUGAAGUUGGCAUGUGCGGACAUCACAGUCAAUAACAUCCAUGGCUUAUUUGUUACACUCAUAACUCUGUGGUUGGACUCACUGCUCAUCUUCCUCUCUUAUGUGAUGAUCCUCAAAGCAGUGCUAAGCAUCGCAUCCCACAUGGAGUGCCUCAGGGCCUUGAACACCUGCGUCUCCCACCUCUGCGCCGUCCUGGUCUUCUACAUGCCAGAGUUCAGCCUGACUGUCAUACACAGAUUCUGGAGGGGCUCUUCUCCCUUGCUUCAAAUUCUCCUGGGCUACACCUACUUGCUGGGCCCGCCCCUGAUUAAUCCAAUAGUGUACAGUGUGAAAAGCAAACACCUUCGUGCAAGGAUAAUUAGGGUGUUUGUCAAAUGA